This is a messenger RNA of Naegleria gruberi, 978 nucleotides long. RefSeq lists its product as uncharacterized. NCBI's taxonomy places the organism in Eukaryota, Heterolobosea, Eutetramitea, Acrasida, Naegleriidae. Gene Ontology annotation, cellular component: heterotrimeric G-protein complex. The record is from RefSeq and is a predicted model, not a curated record. Gene Ontology annotation, molecular function: G protein-coupled receptor binding; GTPase activity; guanyl nucleotide binding. Bases 1 to 978 code for a protein of 325 amino acids. Gene Ontology annotation, biological process: adenylate cyclase-modulating G protein-coupled receptor signaling pathway. The transcript has a single exon.
AUGGGAGCACAACAAUCACAUCCGAUACCAAAUAAUCAUCAUCAUCAGCAGCAACAACUGCCUUCGGAUGCAACCAAUCAACAACAACCCAUUAGGAGAAAAAUAGGUGAGGGCUGCUCACUUUUUGGAACAGCCAAUAGUGGAAAAUCAACAUUGUAUUAUUUGGCAAAACAUAUUUUGAGGAAGGAAUGGUUUUAUUCGAGUAAAAUAGAGUUUGAGCAUGAUUUGCAGUAUGCUUGUUGUUCAAUGAUGGGAAAAUUGUGGAGUAUUUUGGAAGAAAGUGAAAGAAAGCAAAUGAAAGGGUUGAUUUUAGAGAGAUUUGAAUCGACUUUGGAUAAAAUUGAGGAAAUUAUCAGGAUAAAAGAUUGGGAUUUAUUCGAUUCCUUUCCACAAGUUUCUAAUUUUGAUUUUUGUGAAUUAUUAAUCCAUGUUUGGAAAAUUCCAAAUAUGCGAGAAUUAUACGAAAUUAGAUGGAAUGAAAUAAGUUUAAAUAUUUCACAAUAUUGCAAUGAACACAAAAAUAGCAUCAAUUUACAUUCAAGACUGAACCUUCAAAUGCUGGAAAAUUUACCAGAAUUCUUGGAAAAUAUUGAAAAUCCAAACGAAAGCUUUCUUCCUUUGACGUGGUGUUAUGAAUGUACAAAUUCAAGCAAACAAUUUGAAUUCAGGUAUGGCUAUUUCAGGGAUGUGGGAGGGGCUAGAACUGAAAGAAGAACAUGGAUGCAGUCUUUGGCUUCCAUGCCAGAAACAAUCUUUUUGGUGAUCUCACUUUCAGAGAUAGAUCAAUAUCUAGCUGAAGAUGAUUCGCAAACUUUGAGAAUUCAAGAUACCAAAAGGAUGUUUAAAUUUAUGAACAGUAUUCCAGAAUUAAUGGACACAAGAAAAAUAGUACUCUUCACCAAACCAGAUAUUCUAAUUAAGAAAUUACAGAAAGGAGUUACAGUCAAUUUGGGAAAUUCAUUUCAAAAUGAGACCUGA